Messenger RNA from Doryrhamphus excisus (bluestripe pipefish), 2981 nucleotides. It is a transcript of the gene tspan7, whose product is annotated as tetraspanin 7. Lineage: Eukaryota; Metazoa; Chordata; Actinopteri; Syngnathiformes; Syngnathidae. The record is from RefSeq and is a predicted model, not a curated record. Gene Ontology annotation, cellular component: plasma membrane.
UGCAUUAAGGCACUGCAUUCGUGACGCUGUGAAGGCUGCUGCAGCGCGUGGCUGCGACGUUUUAUUUGCGAGUGUUUGUUUCAGCCGACGUCUGUAGAGACAUCAUGGAGACUAAACCUGUUAUCACCUGCCUUAAAACACUCCUCAUCGUCUAUUCCUUCGUUUUCUGGAUAACGGGGGCCAUCUUGCUGGCGGUGGGAGUAUGGGGCAAGUUGAUGCUGGGCCCUUAUAUCUCGCUCAUAGCCGACAACUCCACCAACGCCCCUUAUGUCCUCAUCGGCACCGGGACCGUCAUCGUUGUGUUUGGCCUGUUUGGAUGCUUUGCCACCUGCAGAGGAAGUCCAUGGAUGCUCAAACUGUACGCCAUGUUUCUGUCGCUGGUCUUCCUCGCUGAAUUGGUGGCGGGGAUUAGCGGAUUUGUGUUCCGCCAUGAGAUAAAGGGAACCUUCCGCAGGACGUACACCGACGCGGUGCUCAACUACAACUCCGAGGACGAGGCGAGCCGCGCUGUUGACAACCUGCAGCACAGGCUGCGCUGUUGCGGCGUGUACAACUACACCAGUUGGUUCGCCAGCGUCUAUUACCCGCCCAAUGGAAUCCCAGCCAGCUGCUGCAUGAACAGCUCCGACUGCAACCCAGUCGACCUCCGGAACUCAACCGUGGCCCCCAACAAAGUUUACCACCAGGGAUGCUACGAGCUGGUCACUUCCUUCAUGGAGACCAACAUGGCCAUCAUCGCAGGAGUGACGUUUGGCAUCGCAUUCUCUCAGUUGAUUGGCAUGUUGCUGGCCUGCUGUCUGUCCAGGAUCAUCACAGCCAAUCAGUACGAGAUGGUGUAGCUGACGUCACACGGCAGUGAGAUGAAGAGAAGAUAACAAAGACAGCGACACACGACAGUACUUUCUUUCCUUCCCACUAAUACUAAUCACGCAUCUCUCUCCGUCUCGCUGCCUGCCUGACAUCCCAUCAUGUUUAUAGCCACCUGACUGUAAAGCAUCAUUCCCCCGCUCACAAAGCUUUGUGCCACACACCACACUGUCACCUCACUGUGACGGACGGCACUCGUUGGCUCGUUUUUUGUACACCACGACAUUAGUGAAGCUGCUUGUAGCGGUAGUGCUUUGGUAGAUUAGUGCUGCACCUGUCGCAUUGUGUGUUUACAAAGACAAAGCAAUGGUUUACUUCAGUUCACCCAAUAUAGGAUUUGGUCAUUCUGCUCAGAGACACCAGGGGGUGCUGUUGGACUGUUUAUUUUGCUUAUAAUUAAAUAUAUUUACUAAUAUACCGUAUGGGAUUUACCGGAAGAGUACAAAGACAAAUCAGCACAGCGGUGAAACACGGAAAAUUCUUAGUUUUGGUAUGAAAUUGGCACUUAGAUUACGACUUUUUACUCAUUAUAUUAAUUCUUAAAAAUGUGCCUCUUUCCAAGACACAACCUUUUUAAAAAAAAAUGAAUGACUUAAUUAUGUAAUAAUUUUAGUAUUAUGACUCUAUAUAAAGUAACAUUACCAUUUUUUCCCCACUGGCAAUAUUACAUUAUACUAGAAAGGCGGAAAAUGCACAACUUUUUUUUAAUUUUAUUUUAAAAAUUACAAAAUAUAUAAGUAAUAGUAAUAUACGACUUUGCUCCAAAUAUGACUUUAUUUGUGAAAAAUUCCAGCUCAUAACAGUAGGAUUUAAUUGUCAAAAGGAGGACGAUAUACAACAUAUUUGGCCAUAUAAUGGCCUUUUUUCAUCAUUACAACUUUAUUAUCCCAAAAAAAUUACAAGUUGGUGUCUUGCAAUAUUACAACUUUAUAAUAAAAAGGUGGAAAACGCAGAGCUUUCCCCACCCUUUCGUAAUAUAUGACUUUGUUUUUUAAGUAAGUAAUUUAUUCUACUGAUGAGUUCUAUCGUAACAUGUAUUGUUUUUAUCAAAAUAUGACGAGAAUUUGCGAAAAUUAUGACUUCUCAUAUGAAAUAAUUCUUUCAAAAUGGCCUUUUUAGUAUAAAGACAGAUUUAUUCUGAAAAAAUUAUGAGUUUCUUUUAAUGUUAUUACGUUAUUCUCAACGUUCCCACUCUUUCUCUUAAUAUUUUUACUUAUUUUCUCUUAGUUGCUGGUUGCUUUUUGAAUGAACUUUUUUUCUUGUCAUGUCACGACUAUAUUUAAUAUUUUUUCUUAUGACAGUGAGGACGUUAUGAAGUAAAAUUACGACUUUUCCCCCUGAAAUUAUGAAUUUAUCCUCCUACUAUUUGGACUUUAUCAUCCCAUAAGAUUAUCCUUCUCGCAAUAUUUUUGUUCAAUUACUUAUUAUUUAAAAAAAAAUAAUAUUUUGCCGAAUUUUAUUCUUUAAAGUUGUUUGACUCAAUGUUACUGUCGCCAGAUAUGGUCAAUAAGUGCACAGUGUUCUGUGUGGUGCAUCAACACGCCGCUUCCAUUAUCAUUAUGUCAUCAUAUCUGUAGAUAUGUACUGUAAAUGUAAUUUAUAAUACUGAUGUAAUGUUUCUCAUUCUAAUAUGCUAAUUGGUGAAUCUGCCGUUUAGCUGUAUUUGUUUGCACUGAUCAAUAGUUGUGGCCGAUGAUGUUAUGAAGUAGACUACUAGUAGAGUUUGGCAUUACAGCUUUACCAAGUGAUUCUUUUCCCCCCCUCAGUAUGUGUUACAUAGAUUUCUUUCCCGCCCCUGCAUUUCACUAUUUUCCUUGUGAUGUACCGGAGUUAAUAUAUUGUGUUUUAUUUUGUUUUUUGGUCAGUAUUUGGUGGUGGCUUUUUUUUUUUUUUUUUUUGGUGGGAAAUACCGCAACUCGCCACUGAAGCUGUGUUUAUUUUAGUGAUUUUAAUGUUGUUGACUUGUAAAUACUAAACUGUAAUGCCAUCCAGCUUGCACAUGGGGUCACCAGACACUCAAAAACUACACCAUAAUGUCUACUAUUAAUUGACAAAGUCACCAUCAGUGGUCUUAUUAUUAUUAUUAUUAUUAUCAAUAAAUUGACAAAAUGGAA